Molecule: messenger RNA, 2705 nt
Organism: Branchiostoma belcheri (Belcher's lancelet)
Lineage: Eukaryota; Metazoa; Chordata; Leptocardii; Amphioxiformes; Branchiostomatidae
Product: protein downstream neighbor of son homolog
Exons: 10
Coding region: 184-1941 (585 amino acids)
Biological process (GO): nuclear DNA replication
Cellular component (GO): nucleus
Source: RefSeq, a predicted model, not a curated record
UUUGUCGGCAGACUAGCAGUAGGUUUUUGCGAAAAUCUCUCACAAGUUGUCCAAAACAUAGCCUGGUUUCGACAUUUACUUGACGUCUGCUGCUACACAGCACCUUCGGACAACUCCUUGGCCACGUUUUGACGUAAUUUUCCUGAAAACAAAGCUGUUGUCUGACGGAACAAGAUCCCCAAAAUGUCGUCAGACGUUCCCGUCAACAGUUCUUCACCUGACUGGAAGAGGCCUCCGAAAGUCAUCACAAUUAAGCGGAGGAAGAAGAACGGUCAAUCAACUAACAAGCUAACCGUCCCAGACGGUGUCUUAAGAACGAGAAAUGCCGGCGACGCCUCAGAAGAUGCAAGAAUGAAGUCCAAAAGGAGAAACCCGUUUGGUUGUGGCUCCCUCCCAAAGAGGGCAAAUGUUGGGACGUCUGGUUCUGUGCGGACACUGUCGUCUGAUAGAGAGGAAGACAACAUGACGGGGCCUGACGUGGAGGGGAAACUUCUGGCAGGACUGUCUCAACUAGAUGAGGAACAGAAAUUGCAGACACCUUCACUGUCUGCUGACGUGCAUCAAAAAAGACCAGCGACAGAUGAUCCACUCAAUGGUGGUCCAACUAUAGAUGCAGAACCUCCAAAAGACAGCCAAGCACAGGUGGAGGAGAAAGAGACGCCAGAAAGUUUGACUCAAGUUGGUAGCCGUGAACUGCCUGAAGAUUUGAGCCUGAAGUCACGGGUAAGGUUCACCUCCCCCCACCCCUUCUCCUGGUGCAGUAGGAUCAAGACAACAGACGAGGCUUCAGGAGUCUGUGGGUUUGUCAGGGGCCAGGAGAAAAACACACUGGCAGAUCCUGAAAGUUGGGCUUCUAGUUUCCAGCAGUGUGUGAUGACAUGGAUCCAUCCCAACCUACCAUGGCUGAGACUCUUCCCUAGGAUAGUAUCUACCAGUAGAAAGGUGGACAGCAAAGGCCCACCAGCGACUAUCAUCCCAAACAUACAAGAGGCAUUACUUUCUGACUGGACCAACAGUUUCCGGUCAGUAUUCCAGCUGCUGAAGGCCCAGAUGUGUCCGUAUUUCUAUGUGUGUGGACACCAGUUCACCGUGCUGUUCCAUGGUGUUCAGACAGGUGGCGCUAAAUCCCUGGGCGCACUUCUGACUCCAACAUCUCGGGGACUCAGGGAGGCUCUGGAUAACGAAGGAGUUAGCUUCAAGAUGCCCCUUGCAGCCAGGCAGUCUGGUGGUUCAGAUCCCAGCAGAAAGUUGAGCACAGAUGGCAAGCAGGAUGAUGGUGCUAGUGAGGCAUGUCCAGAGAAAAGUGAAAAAAGAGGUGAUAUGAGCGAUGAAGAUGAUGAUGAUGAUGAUGACAUCACCAUAGAUGACUCUGGAGCGUCCUGUUGGUUAGAGAGCAUGGGACUGGACAAGAGCAGCUUCCCUGAGUUAGACCCCAGGAAGGUCAAAGUUCAGAGAAGCAAGAUGAAGAGUAUCGACCAUUUCCCAGAAUCCCUUGUGCAGGUGUCUGGAGGCGACACCCAGGCCCUGUUCAACUUCCUCAUCAACAGUAAGAGUCUGGUCACCCAAUCAGGGCCUCUGGCUGGGGUCCCGCCCACCCUUCUGGCUCCUGUAGCCUUUGAAGGAGCAACACUAAGGGCACUGAAGGUCAAACAAGGCAGCAUCAGACAGACCAUAGCUGGCAAGUUAACCCAGGUCAACAGCCUGGAGGUCAGUGGCCCCCUGCUUCCCUGCCAUGUACAACAACUGUGCUCACUCUUCCAACACUCACAACAUGGUGACUUCAGCACUGUGUUCAGUACACAUGAGGCCACUGCCACAUUCAACAGACUCAGGGAUACAGAAUCCAUGAUUGUAGAAGAGAACAGUAUGACAAAAGAACUCCGUACUGAAGACAUUAAGGAGCUUGUGUGUGAGAAAGGGUUGUAUAAGUGGACAUCAUGAUAUAUAUAUAUAUCCUCAUGGUGCGUUUGGUUCAUAUCUAAAAGACUACCUUCUACCUACAUGUAUAUACUAGUAGUAGCGUACCGUAUAGGUUGAAAUAAUUUGUUAAAAUAAUUCUGCAAAACUGUAAAUUUUGAAUGUUAGACAUAAUUGAAUUUUGUUUAUACCUGAAGGACCUUGUGCCAACAUGUAUAUACUAGUAAUAGCAUACUGUAUGACUACAUUUGUUAAGAUGAAUUUGCAAAACUGUAAAUUUUGACUGUUAGACAUGAUGAAAAUGUGUGCUACCUAAGUGAAGUGAGAUUUUGUAAUGUAAAUUACUUGUUGUAUAGUAAUGUUAGAUAAGUUGGAAUUGUCUCAUUGAGGAUCUUGGAAUCUUGGAAUUUGACAAGCGAAAAUGAAUGUAGAUGUUUGUACGUAAUACAGUGUGUAAAAGAAAUAGCACUAAAUGCAGCAAAUCUCUUCUAAAUGUUUUUCUCUAGAGCUAUUCUUAACAAUGCCCUGUUAUGUCUACAAUGAUACUCAAUUUACAUGUAUGUUUUUUUCAUCAAUGAUUUCAUCACAGCAUCUCUUCAUCAUACAGAAAGUUUUAAUAUUCAAAACGCACAACAAUCAUCAACAACACAAGAAGUUUUAAAUACAAAUUAUCUACCAUCUUACUUGACUACAUGUAGCUUGCAUUGUGCAAGUGUGUUCAAAACUAAAAACUGUAUACAUUUUGUACAUUCAUGUGGUACAAUAAACACUUGGCAUUAGUGAGAAUG